Rhagoletis pomonella (apple maggot) is the source of this 689-nucleotide messenger RNA. Its product is annotated as nucleoside diphosphate kinase. The record is from RefSeq and is a predicted model, not a curated record. NCBI's taxonomy places the organism in Eukaryota, Metazoa, Arthropoda, Insecta, Diptera, Tephritidae. Gene Ontology annotation, biological process: GTP biosynthetic process; UTP biosynthetic process; CTP biosynthetic process. Gene Ontology annotation, molecular function: nucleoside diphosphate kinase activity.
GCAACAACACGAAAAUUUGCCUUCCCGCUCUAUCAACCGGUGGUGUUCGCAAAUCAAUCUGCUUGGCAAAAAAGCUGUCAUGAUUGGUACGAUUUUGGCAUUCUUCUCGUUGUUCUCGUACGCAAUGGCAGCAAACAAGGAGCGCACUUUCAUCAUGGUGAAACCCGAUGGAGUCCAGCGUGGACUCGUCGGCAAGAUCAUCGAGCGCUUCGAACAGAAGGGCUUCAAAUUGGUGGCUUUGAAGUUCACGUGGGCAUCGAAGGAUCUUUUGGAAAAACACUAUGCCGAUUUGUCAUCUCGCCCCUUCUUCCCCGGUUUGGUCAACUACAUGAGCUCCGGUCCAGUGGUUCCCAUGGUGUGGGAGGGUUUGAAUGUUGUGAAGACCGGCCGCCAAAUGUUAGGUGCUACUAACCCAGCUGACUCCUUGCCCGGCACCAUUCGUGGCGAUUUCUGCAUCCAGGUUGGCCGCAACAUCAUCCACGGCUCCGACGCUGUUGAAUCGGCUAACAAAGAAAUCGGUCUUUGGUUCAACGAGAAAGAGUUGGUUUCAUGGCAACCAGCUGCUGAGGGUUGGGUAUACGAAUAAGAUUUAAAUCGCUUACAAUCGUAAAUACACCCUCAUAAAUGUUAUUAAGUAAAAAGUACAUUUCUGCCACUGAAUUCCAAUAAAAUAAAGCGAAGCUAGUUAA